UCCCCCGGGCGACGACGGCGGCGGCGGCUCCUCCGGGUGGUCGGCUCCCUCCCAUCUCGGCCGGCCCGGGCCCGUCUUGCCCCCCAGAAACUCACUGUUCGGGGCUGUGGACUUUCUCAUCGUGCCCCACGAAAGUAAAUCGGGGGAGACUGGGGGAGCCGGAAGUACCGCCUCGAGAUCCCCCCAAAUACGAUCGGGGAAACGGAAGUGGCCCUUGGUGCCAGGUUGGGGGAGACCGGAAGUGACGAGAGCUGUCGGCCAUGGAGCCGAGUGAUAGUGCCAGUACCGCUAUGGAGGAGCCUGACAGCCUGGAGGUACUGGUGAAGACCCUGGACUCUCAGACUCGGACUUUUAUUGUGGGGGCCCAGAUGAAUGUAAAGGAGUUUAAGGAACACAUAGCUGCCUCUGUCAGCAUCCCUUCCGAGAAGCAGCGGCUCAUCUACCAGGGCCGGGUUCUACAAGAUGAUAAGAAGCUCCAGGAAUACAACGUUGGGGGAAAGGUUAUUCACCUGGUGGAACGGGCUCCUCCUCAGACUCAGCUUCCUUCUGGAGCAUCUUCUGGGACAGGCUCUGCCUCAGCAACUCAUGGUGGGGCACCCCUGCCUGGCACUCGGGGCCCUGGGGCUUCUGUUCAUGACCGGAAUGCCAACAGCUAUGUCAUGGUUGGAACCUUCAAUCUUCCUAGUGACGGCUCUGCUGUGGAUGUUCACAUCAACAUGGAACAGGCCCCAAUUCAGAGUGAGCCCCGGGUCCGGCUGGUGAUGGCUCAGCACAUGAUUAGGGAUAUACAGACCUUACUGUCGCGGAUGGAGUGUCGAGGGGGAACCCAAGCACAGGCCAGUCAGCCACCCCCGCAGACACCGCAGACUGUGGCCUCAGAGACAGUAGCCUUGAACUCACAAACAUCAGAACCAGUCGAAAGUGAAGCUCCUCCUCGAGAGCCCAUGGAGUCAGAAGAAAUGGAGGAACGUCCCCCAACCCAGACUCCAGAGCUUUCGCCCUCAGGCCCGGCUCCAGCAGGCCCAGCUCCCACAGGCCCAGCUCCCGCGCCAGAGACAAAUGCACCCAACCACCCUUCCCCUGCAGAGCACGUGGAGGUACUCCAGGAGCUUCAGCGCUUGCAGCGCCGUCUUCAGCCUUUCUUGCAACGCUACUGUGAGGUCCUGGGUGCUGCUGCCACUACAGACUACAACAACAACCAUGAGGGCCGUGAGGAGGACCAGAGGUUGAUCAACUUGGUUGGGGAGAGCCUGCGGCUACUGGGCAACACUUUUGUGGCAUUGUCUGAUCUGCGCUGCAAUCUAGCCUGUGCACCCCCACGGCACCUGCACGUGGUCCGGCCUAUGUCUCACUACACGACUCCCAUGGUGCUCCAACAGGCAGCCAUUCCCAUUCAGAUCAAUGUGGGGACUACUGUGACCAUGACAGGCAAUGGGGCUCGGCCACCACCGGCUCCUGGUGCGGAGGCGGCAACCCCAGGUUCUGGCCAGGCCUCAUCCCUGCCUCCCUCUUCCACCACUGUUGAUUCAUCAACUGAAGGAGCUCCCCCACCAGGGCCAGCACCACCACCAGCCGCCAGCCACCCACGGGUCAUCCGGAUUUCCCACCAGAGUGUGGAACCCGUGGUCAUGAUGCACAUGAACAUUCAGGAUUCUGGAGCACAGCCUGGUGGUGUGCCGAGUGCUCCUACUGGUCCGCUGGGACCUCCUGGUCAUGGACAGACCCUGGGACAGCAGGUGCCCGGCUUCCCAACAGCACCAACUCGGGUGGUGAUUGCCCGGCCCACUCCUCCACAGGCUCGGCCUUCCCAUCCUGGGGGACCUCCAGUCUCUGGAGCUCUGCAGGGCGCUGGGCUGGGUACAAACACUUCAUUGGCCCAGAUGGUGAGCGGCCUUGUGGGGCAACUUCUUAUGCAGCCUGUUCUUGUGGCUCAGGGGACUCCAGGAAUGGCUCAGGCCCAGGCUCAGGCCCCGGCCCCGGCCCCGGCCCCUGCCCCGGCUCCAGCCCCGGCCCCGGCCCCGGCCCCGGCCCCGGCCCCUGCCCCUGCUCCUGCUCCUGCUCCUGCUCCUGCUCCUGCUCCUGCUCCUGCCACUGCUUCAGCUAGUGCUGGCACUACCAACACAGCUACCACAGCUGGCCCUGCUCCUGGGGGUCCUGCCCAGCCUCCACCUCCUCAGCCCUCUGCGGCUGAUCUUCAGUUCUCUCAGCUCCUGGGAAAUCUGCUGGGGCCUGCAGGACCAGGGGCUGGAGGGCCAGGCAUGGCUUCUCCCACCAUCACUGUGGCAAUGCCUGGUGUCCCUGCUUUUCUCCAGGGCAUGACUGAUUUUUUGCAGGCAUCACAGACUGCCCCUCCACCCCCUCCACCUCCUCCACCCCCACCCCCUGCUCCAGAGCAGCAGACCACACCCCCACCAGGGUCCCCUUCUGGUGGAACAGCAAGUCCUGGAGGCUUAGGUCCUGAGAGCCUGCCACCAGAGUUUUUCACCUCAGUGGUGCAGGGCGUGUUGAGCUCCCUCCUGGGCUCCUUGGGGGCUCGCGCUGGCAGCAGUGAGAGUAUUGCUGCCUUCAUCCAACGCCUCAGUGGAUCCAGCAACAUCUUUGAACCUGGGGCUGAUGGCGCCCUUGGAUUCUUUGGAGCUCUGCUCUCUCUUCUGUGCCAGAAUUUCUCCAUGGUGGAUGUGGUGAUGCUUCUCCACGGCCAUUUCCAGCCACUGCAGCGGCUCCAGCCACAGCUGCGAUCUUUCUUCCACCAGCACUACCUGGGUGGCCAGGAGCCCACGCCUAGCAACAUCCGGAUGGCGACCCACACACUGAUCACUGGGCUGGAAGAGUAUGUAAGGGAGAGUUUUUCUUUGGUACAGGUUCAGCCAGGUGUGGAUAUCAUCCGGACAAAUUUAGAAUUUCUCCAAGAGCAGUUUAACAGCAUUGCUGCUCAUGUGCUGCAUUGUACAGACAGUGGAUUUGGAUCCCGGUUGCUGGAACUGUGUAACCAGGGCCUGUUUGAAUGCUUGGCCCUGAACCUCCACUGCUUGGGGGGACAGCAAAUGGAGCUUGCUGCUGUCAUCAAUGGCCGAAUUCGCCGCAUGUCUCGUGGGGUGAAUCCAUCCUUGGUGAGCUGGCUGACAACCAUGAUGGGACUGAGGCUUCAGGUGGUCUUGGAGCACAUGCCUGUGGGUCCUGACGCCAUCCUCAGAUAUGUUCGUAGGGUUGGUGAUCCUCCUCAGGCACUUCCAGAAGAGCCUAUGGAAGUUCAGGGAGCAGAAAGAACUUCCUCUGAACCUCAGAGAGAGAAUGCUUCCCCAGCCCCUGGAACAACAGCAGAAGAAGCCAUGUCCCGAGGUCCCCCCCCUGCUCCUGAAGGAGGUUCCCGAGAUGAACAGGACGGAGCUUCAGCUGAUGCAGAACCCUGGGCAGCUGCAGUCCCCCCUGAAUGGGUCCCUAUUAUCCAGCAGGACAUUCAGAGCCAGCGGAAGGUGAAACCUCAGCCGCCCCUGAGUGAUGCCUACCUCAGUGGCAUGCCUGCCAAGAGACGAAAGACAAUGCAGGGUGAGGGCCCCCAGCUGCUACUCUCAGAGGCAGUGAGCCGGGCAGCUAAGGCAGCCGGAGCUCGGCCCCUGACAAGCCCCGAGAGCCUGAGCCGGGACCUGGAGGCACCAGAGGUUCAGGAGAGCUACAGGCAGCAGCUCCGGUCUGAUAUCCAAAAACGACUGCAGGAAGAUCCCAACUACAGCCCCCAGCGCUUCCCUAAUGCCCAUCGGGCAUUUGCUGAUGACCCCUAGCUUUCUCACCAGGGGACCACUUCCCCCCUUCCUUCACAGUAUUUAAGAAAUAAAAGUCGGAUUUUCCUGGCUCCUUUGCCUAGAA
This is a messenger RNA of Mus pahari (shrew mouse), 3864 nucleotides long. RefSeq names its product BCL2 associated athanogene 6 (gene Bag6). NCBI's taxonomy places the organism in Eukaryota, Metazoa, Chordata, Mammalia, Rodentia, Muridae. Gene Ontology annotation, cellular component: BAT3 complex. Gene Ontology annotation, molecular function: misfolded protein binding; polyubiquitin modification-dependent protein binding. The transcript is spliced from 25 exons. Bases 261 to 3779 code for a protein of 1172 amino acids. The record is from RefSeq and is a predicted model, not a curated record.